UCAUUUCCCCGCCCCCGAAUUCCUGCCAUUUCUCAAGGAAGGAAGCUGAGAGGAAAGUUCCGAAAACACUGGCGACAGACGCGCAACUUAUACCCAACUUUGCGCUGACAGUACAAAAUUAACUCCGGAUAGCGAUCUGACGUGUUAUUUGACGCAUACGCUGACGAAUAGUCUUUUGUGGAGCCUUUGAAGCGACGCAGCGCUUGACGCUUUACUACAGACGCAGAUCAAGCAAUGGAAAUAAUGGGGAGCGGGGAACCGUUUUUACAAUGGGACAAAAAUCUCAGCGAACUGUCCGAACCCGGGGAUAGCGAUAUUUUAUACAGCACUCACUUCUCCGAGCUGCUGGAUGAUCUGUCCCAAGAGGCUUUGCUGGGGCAGUUGUUAAGCGACCCGUUCCUGUCCGGCCGUGAUGAUGCUAUGGACACAGAGGAUGAUCUGACCCCUGUGUCUCCAGUGCCGCCACACAUUCAAGCCGAACACAGUUACUCUCUGUGCGGAGACUCGCGCCCACAGUCGCCCCUGUCCCAUCUGCCCGGAGAGCCUGGCAGCGACGCCGGUGAUACAGACAAUGAUGAGUGGCCCAUGGAGCAGGAAGAUAAAGGGCUGAAGAUGGAGCCUCUGCUGUGUGACCCGUCGCCCGUCCUGCUGCCCUAUGUGCACCUCACUCUGACCCCCGAGGGUCCUGUCUUUGACCCCGUGACUGACGCCCCACUGACCCUCCCUCAGGCCACACAGGUUAAAGCGCUCGGCGUGAAGGAGGACAGCGAGAGUCUCAUCCCUCAGAUUAAACUGGAGCCACACCAGGUGGAUCAGUUCUUAAACCUCUCACCCAAAGGCCUGGAGUCUCUGCAGAUGCCACCGACUCCUCCCAGCUCUCACGGCAGCGAUUCGGAGGGCAGUCAGAGUCCGGUUCACCCCUGUGCUCCUGCCAGUCCCACACAGACCCCCGCUGUCCUCAAGGUGGCGCCAAGACCCCCGUCUUCCCUCUCCAGCUCUCCUCUGCUGACGGCACCUCAUAAACUGCAGGGCUCCGGUCCUCUCCUGCUGACGGAGGAGGAGAAACGCACGCUCAUCGCUGAAGGAUAUCCGGUGCCCACCAAACUGCCCCUGUCCAAAGCUGAGGAGAAAGCACUGAAGAAGAUCCGCAGAAAGAUCAAGAACAAGAUCUCCGCACAAGAGAGCCGCAGGAAAAAGAAAGAGUACAUGGAUGUUUUAGAGAAGAAGGUGGAGACAUGCUCCAAUGAGAACAGUGAGUUGCGCAGGAAAGUUGAAACACUGGAGUGCACCAACAAGUCUCUGCUGCAGCAGCUGCACUCGCUGCAGGUGGCGGUGGCAGGAAAGGUGCCGCGCUCCUGCCGGAUGACGGGAACCCAGACCUCCUCAUGCCUCAUGGUGGUGGUUCUGUGUUUUUCGGUGUUCUUGGGGAGUUUCUACCAAGGCCUGAGUCCCUGUUCCUCUGUCACGAAAACAGAUCUGAGCAGAGAGAUCUCCAUACGGGACUCGUACACCACUACAGUGAGGUCCCGGAACCUGUUGUCCAUUCCGGAGCACGGGGGUCUGGACGAGCCUCAUCCCAUUGGUCUGGGCGGGGAUUAUCCUGAAUGGGAUCAUCAGGCUGAUGUAAUGGUGGCUUGGCGUAUAGAACAGCAGCACAAACAGGAACAGGCGGAGCUACCAAAAGCAGAGCCCCGCCCACUUAUACUAAUCACCAAUGAAACACGAGCGCAGAAGUCCAUUGUCAUAGACCUGCACUCACACAGGUCAGAUAAGUGGUCAAACGAGACGGCUAGAGUCACAGAGUUGGAAAGGACCGUCAACGAGACGUCCUGAGAUCCCUGCAGCGACGGGGCGAUAGGCUUCAUAUUUAUAGUGCUAUUUUACUUAGAUCGCCUUUUUUUUUUUUUUUUUUUUUUU
Messenger RNA from Carassius gibelio (silver crucian carp), 1917 nucleotides. Its product is annotated as cyclic AMP-responsive element-binding protein 3-like protein 2. Gene Ontology annotation, biological process: regulation of transcription by RNA polymerase II. Gene Ontology annotation, molecular function: DNA-binding transcription factor activity, RNA polymerase II-specific; cAMP response element binding. Lineage: Eukaryota; Metazoa; Chordata; Actinopteri; Cypriniformes; Cyprinidae. The record is from RefSeq and is a predicted model, not a curated record. The coding region runs from base 235 to 1833 and encodes 532 amino acids. The transcript is spliced from 12 exons.